This is a messenger RNA of Rattus norvegicus (Norway rat), 11732 nucleotides long. It is a transcript of the gene Rapgef4, whose product is annotated as Rap guanine nucleotide exchange factor 4. Gene Ontology annotation, cellular component: membrane; cytoplasm. NCBI's taxonomy places the organism in Eukaryota, Metazoa, Chordata, Mammalia, Rodentia, Muridae. Gene Ontology annotation, biological process: positive regulation of smooth muscle cell migration; ganglion development; small GTPase-mediated signal transduction. Gene Ontology annotation, molecular function: guanyl-nucleotide exchange factor activity; cAMP binding. The record is from RefSeq and is a predicted model, not a curated record.
GAGAGAGAACCGCCUGGGGAUAAUGGAGUAACAGUUAAGCCUGAAUGUGUGCUUUUCUGAGCUGGUGGAUAGAAUUUAAUUUUCAAAACUUGUUUUUGAAAUGAGUGAGUGAAGAAGCCAUUUUGACAUAAGACAUCCACUUUUUUUGUUGUUGUUGCUAAUUUAUCGCUUGCUCGAUUUUCUGUGGCUUGACAUACCUUAUAAUUAUUUCCUGAAUGACCAUAGAGUGUUCUAUGAAUUUUCUCUUUCCUAUUCCACAGAUGUAUUCUUAACCAGGGAACAAAAUACUUUGACAUUUUCUUUUGCAUUUUAAAAAUCAUUAUUGACACAUUCCCCGAGAAAGUGGAAUGAAUGGGGUUAACAUCUGGCUCAUUUAAAUGCUUUUAAAAAUGAUGUGCUCUAUAAUAAGGUAUGGAAAAUGGGGGGCCGUAAAGAUGUCUGGUUACUUGCCAACUUCAAAACGCAAAGGUGGCACAGCAGUAGACGGAUGCCGCUGGUCUUGUUGGCGUUUGCAUUUACUGAUGCUUUCCAGCAUCCCUUGGGGCGCAGCGCUCAUUUACAGGAAGUGUGGGAAUACAUCAUCGUAUAUGCAGUCAACGGCAGAGAGACUCUCAUAAAGGCCCGGCCGGGCCUCGAAUCUUUUAUGCUUUCCUUCUUUUUCAGCUUUGGAUUUUAACCUGUGGUGGCUCCUUGUCUUUGUCCCUGGCUCAGUAUGUCUAGGAGUUAGCCCAUCGAGUCGGCAGGCUUCGCCACCUUGUUCCAGUGUGGCUAAGAUUUCGAACUUGAUCUAAAAAAGAAUUUUGUGUAAUCAAAUAGUUUCCUCCAGAGCCAAACAAAUGACGGAUGCGUUGUGGGAGCUAGCCUGCAGGUGAAUGAACGGGGACGCUCUGCCGUAAAAGUCAGGCAGCGCUUUGGAAGGCCUCGCUGGUGAGGCACGUUACUUUUAUUCUUGGCGGCCGUGGAUAAAUUGUGGGGUUGCUUGUUUGAAAUGUUUCUCUUAGAAAAUAUUAAAGAGCUCCAGCUGCUCUGUAAAGUUCAGAGACAAAGCUCGUUUUUUGUUUUUUUUUUUUUUAAGAAAGGAAAAGUGAAAGUCAGUUUGUGUGAGGUGUGUGGGCAAAGACGUUCUGUCAAUCAGAAGGAGCCGGGCUUGAGGCAAAUAGGCCUUUUGGGGCAUGGGAGUUGGGGGGUUGUCUUUCAUUUUAAAAGUCUCCUUCAUAAUGAGAAUUUGGGAAACCGACUUAAGAAAGGAAGCCAUUCCUAAAGGUACCAUGUGCCACUGUAGUCACUCUGUCUGCCCAUGGCCAGUCAUUUAUCAGCCUGAGAGGGGAGCUUUGGGGAAAACACAGAAAGACAUCAGUUAGGAGCCUGCAGUGCUCUGAAGGAAGUUCUUGAGAAGUUGCUGCCUACCAACAUUAGAACAAACUAUGAGACCUUUUUUGUUUUCCAGACAAAAUAAUAAUACAAUGAGCCCUUGCUUCCGGAUACGUAGUCCGGCAGUUACUGCACAGCUGCCUUCGCUCCAUCUUGCUUUUCUUCUGAGCCUCGUUAAUGUUAACAAGACAGCAGAUCACUUCAUCCUGAGUAUUCAAUUUGUAUCUCAAGGAAAUUAGUGUCCUGCUACUACAACCCACAAUACUAUUUUGUGGUAACAGAGUAAAUAGUAGUACCUAGUAUUACCUUAAUGUCAUGGUUCCCCAGUUGUUCCAAAUAUAUGUUUUAUAGAUGUGCUCCUCCCCCCGCACCCCCCCUAAAAAACCAAAAAACAAAAAAACAGGCUCAGGAGAAAAUAAAACAAAACACAUAUUAUACUCGACUGUUCUAAUAAACCUGUCCUGCUUAGCUUUUCUCUGCCUCUCUCUCUCUCUCUCUCUCUCUCUCUCUCUCUCUCUCUCUUUCUCUCUCUCUCCUUCUCUUUCCACCCCCUUCUUUUUCAUUGGCUUCUCUAAAUCUCUCCCCUGGGAUUUGUCCUACUGUUCUCACACAUCGUCUCUGCUGAUGCUUCUACCCAGGCUUUCUACAAAGAGAUGCUAGGGCUAAAAGUUUAAUUCAGUCAAGUCAAAUGUGUUAUUUGAUUGCCAGAAAAUUCUGAUGAAUGCAGCAGGAGGCUCGUAAUGACUGUCUUCUGUUGGUGAUGCUUCUGUCUCUUGGAUAGCUUACAUCUACAUAUCUCAAGGCUGAUUCCCGUCGGUAUUCCUCGUAGGGAUGAUUUUUUAAAAUUUUAAUUUAUUAUUAUUACUUUUUGCUUUUCACUUUAUAUCCCACUCACUGUCUUCCUCCCAGUCACACCCUCCCACAAUCCUUUCCCCUCCCCUUCUCCUCUGAGCUUUUGGGGUCCCCCUGGGUAUCCCUGGCACUUCAAGUCUCUGAGAGGCUAGGCACUUCCUCUCCCACUGGGUCCAGACAAGGCAGCCCCGCUAGAAGAACAUAUCACAUUUGUAGGCAACAGCUUUUGGGAAAGUCCCCCUCCAGUUGUUCAGGACCUACAUGAAGACCAAGCUGCACAUCUGCUACAUAUGACCGGGGAGGCCUAGGUCUAGCCCAUGUGUGAUCUUUGGUUAGUGGUUCAGUCUCUGAGAGUCCCAAGGAUUCAGGUUAGUUGACUCUGUUGGUCUUCCUGUGGAGUUCCUAUCCCCUUCGGGGCCCACAAUCCUUUCUUCCAUUCUUCCACAGCUUGGAGUCCCCAAGCUCCAUCCAAGUGUAUGUCUGUGGGGGGGGGGUCUGUAUCCAUCUGAGUCAGCUGCUGGGUAGAGCCUCUCAGAGAUCAACAUGUUCCUGAUCAAUGUUGUAUCAUUAAUAGUGUUAGUGAUUGAUGCUUGCCCAUGGGAUGGGUCUCAAGUUGGGCUGGUUAUUGGUUGGCCAUUUCCUCAGUCUCUGCCCCUCGCCCCCAUGCCUACAUCACUUGUAGACAGGAUAAAUUUGGAGCUCAAAGUUUUGUGGGUGGGUUGGUGUCCCUAUCACUCCACUGGGGUUCCUGUUUGGUUAUAGGAGGUGGCCUCUUCAGGUUCCAUAUCCUCAAUGCUAUAAGUCACAGCUAAGGUCACCCCCAUUGAUUCUUGGGUGCCUCCUUUAUCCCAGGUCUUGGUCUGGUCCUAGUGAUGCCCACAACCUCCUCACCCCUGUCAGUUGAAGAUUUUCAUGGCCAUCUAGCCAUCUCUCCUGUCCUUCCUCACACCUGAUCCUGAACCUCAAUUCCUUUCCCCAUACCCCUCCCUCCCAGUUCCUUCCCUCCACCUGCCUCUUAUGAUUGUGUUAUUUCCCCCUGCUAAGUGGAAUUCAAGCUUCCUUGCUUGGACCUUCCUUCUUGUUUAGCUUCUUUGUGUCUGUGGAGUAUAACAUUGUACCUGUAUUUUAUGGCUACUGUCUACUUAUAAGUGAGUACAUACCAAGCAUGUGCUUUUGGGACUGGGUUACCUCAUUCAAGAUGAACCGCAUUUUCUUUAUCCACUCUUCAGUUAAGGGACAUCUGGGUUGUGUCCAGUUUCUAGCUAUUGUGAAUAGAUCUGCUAUGGACAUAGUUGAACAAGUGCCCUUGCCAAGUUAAAAAUGGGUACAGAUCUAAACAGAGAAUUCUCAACAGAGGAAUCUUGAAUGGUCGAGAAGCACUUAAAGAAAUGUUCAAAGUCCUUAGUGAUCAGGGAAAUGCAAAUCCAAACAACUAGGAGUUUCCAUUUUAUACACCUCCGAAUGGCUAAGAUCAACAACUCAAGAGACAGCACAUGCUGGUGAGCAUGUGGAGCGAGGGAAACACCCCUCCAUUGCUGGUGGGAGUGCAAACUUAUACAACCACUCUGGAAAUCAAUUUGUUGUUUUCUCUGAAAACUGGGAAUAGUUCUACCUCAAGACCCAGCUAUAGCACUCCUGGACCAAAAAGGGAUACAUUCUUAAAUGAGGGCUAUCAUGGCUGCCCUACACCUUCCCCCCCAGCUCUGUGGACUACCACUCGUCUGUAACUUGAGAGCCUGACUUCUGAUCUCUCUAGCCUGUGGUGGGGACAAGAUUCAGAGAGCUCUUCAGAGCAGAAAGGCAGGAAUGUUUUCAUCCUGACUUCUUUUAUAGGUGGCAGACUGGAAACUCGUACCAAGAGAACCCAGUUAGGGGCUUCUUUCCAGUUGCCUGUUCACGUAACGAGGCGCAGGGUGUGAGCGAGGUGUUCAGGCAGUGUUUAAAGCAUCUGAAGUGAGAAUUCAAUAAGCCUCUCGUGUAGCAGCCUGUUAAUCAAGGCUUUAUUAAGGGGCACCCAUGUGCAUACACAGUGCGUAUAAUCCCAGGAAAUUGUACAAGUCUAAAGUAGCUUCUUAGGAAAGCCUGAAUGGUGCUUACUUUCAGGCUUAUUUAUUCAACAAAUGCUAAGCAGCUCCCAUGUGUCAGGCAUCAGUGAACAAGACUGGCAGGAUUCUGUUUUCAGGGCAGAGGCUGCUACUUUGCUGUUUGGAGGAGGGGAUGGCAAAUAAGUCAACAAUGUAAUUUAAGAAGAUGAUACGUCAUUAUCAUUAGAUUUUGUGUCUAUUCUCUGUAUUGGGCUGUACCAGGGGCAUAUACGGUACUAACUGCGAGCAAAAUGUUGAAUGACGGAAUACUUUUUACUUCAUUAUAUCAAGUAAUAUGGUUUGUAAUUCAGCCCCAUCCCUUGUACUGCUGAGUGGCUCUGUUAGGAAAAUGAAGAUCCAGCCUUAUGCUGAGCCCCCCAAGUUGGAUGUUAGAAACCGUGCCUGAAGAUAGGGUGAUGUGUGAAGGAGUCUUCCGGAUGCAGGAGUGUUGCUGACCUGUGACCCUCGGAGGAGGCACCAACCAGGUUCAGAGCUCCAAGCUGCGGUGAGGUCAGACAUCCAGAUCUUGGAAGCCUGAGAGCCUGAUUCUAAAUUUGUGUGUGCAUCUCUCUCAUCUGGUCAUUUACUUUGGAGAAAUUCCACAGGGGGUAGUCAGGUGGUCUCUUUUACAGCAAGAAGCCUUAUAUUUAGCUUAGGGUCCUUAAACUCCACUCAGAGGGGUUGUAGGAACUAACACUGAGGUUCUUAGUCAUUAGCAGAUGGCACAGUCUGUGUGAUCAGCCACUCGAGUACGCUGUUCUCUCAUCUGAGUUGCCAGGGAGACCUAGGGAAGUCUCUCUCUUUUCCCAGAUGGGCUCCCUGGGCUUCUGCAGCAAUGCACUGUCUUCUUUUUUAAAGACUUAUUUAUUUAUGUAUUUGAAUACACCUUAACUGUCUUCAGACACACCAGAAGAGGGCAUCAGAUCCCAUUACAGAUGGUUGUGAGUCACCAUGUGGUUGCUGGGAAUUGAACUCAGAACCUCUAGAAGAGCAGUCAGUGCUCUUAACCUCUGAGCCAUCUCUCCAGCCCUUGUUUAUCCUUCUCAUAUCUUACUAAAGAACAUUGAUUUCUUCUCCUUUUCUUCUGACGUUUUGGUUCCCAGUUUAUGGUUUGAUUUGAGGGUGCAGGGUUAGUCCAUUGGAACACCCCUCAAGCAUUCUUGGCUUAAGUGGCUUAUGGGACGCUUCCUUCAAUUAGGUUAAUAAUGCUUCCUCUUCUCACACCCUUUUGACACAUUAGCCAGGGCCUAAAACAUCUGAAAGAGAGACAGGGUGUGGGAGUGACUGGAGACUGUGAAAUUUCUGAAUUUUAUCCAGGAGAAAAUUAAUUUAAAAGUCUUGGGCAACCAUUUUUAGUUCUCGAGACAACUAUAAUUUAUAAUUUAAACUUCUUGACACCAGUGGCAUUUUUAGGCUCGGUAAAGAAGUUAAAUGGCAAAGCAGUUAACUAGAGAUCUGGGAAUUUAAACCAGCUAUUAAUAGUUGACCCAAGAUUAUAGGUAUUUAUGAUGGAUGGCAGGUCUUGGAAUAAAUAUGAAAUUGAUUUAUUAUCCAGUUCUGUGAAUCUCUUGGUGCUUACUGCAUGAGAAUUUCUGAAGGUUUGGAACACUAGUUCUCAACCUUCCUAAUGCUGCAACCCUUUAAUAUAGUUCCUCAUGUCAGGGUGACCCCCAGCCAUAAAUUUAUUUUGUUACUACUUCGUAACUCUAAUUUUGUAUGUUAUGAAUCAUGGCGUAAGUAUCUGAUAUGCAGGAUAUAUGCUAUGUGGCCCCUGUGAAAGGGUCAUUUGACUCCCAAAGGGGUCGUGACCCCCAGGUUGAGAACCAUUGGUAGAUGACCACGGGUGGUGGUGGUGGUAGUGGUGGGGUUGUCUCAUUUUCCUUUUUAUAGCUUAUAUUGUGUGUGCUCGAGGAUGCUUUUGGAUUUGUUUUGAGAUCCAGUGUGUUCAGAGUCUAAAGUGGACGGGACAGGCCAUCUUGGUCAAGUUCAGAAAGGACAUUAGCGGGAUCCCCUAGUUCCAGCAGUCUACCACAGUUACCAGCCAUUCAGUUGCAUAAACAUCACUCUGGAGUCUUUUUUCUUUUACCCCAAGUCACAUUUGAACAUUUUCAAAUAAUGUAUAUAUUGAUGAAUAGAUUUUUGAAAGUUUAAAGAUGUUAGUGAAAUUGCAGCAUUUAAAAGUAAAAGCGGCAUUUUCAAAAUUAUAAAUUGAGCCUUCUUAAUGAGGUGGCUACUUGACUGUGAUUGAUCACCUGUGAUGGUUUUAUUUCUGCCAGAAAUAAAUGGGAUGGAGUGAUCAUCAGGGUUCAUCCCCCAAAUAUUCCUGUGGCUUCAGGAAUAGCCAAAAUGCUGUUUUGUGUCUUAUGAGAUAUACAAUUAAAUAAUUAAAAGUAACCAGUGGAUCUGAGUGUGGGGGGUGCACGUCGUCUUUAACCCCAGCAUUUGGGAGGCAGAGGUUGGUGGAUCUCUGAGUUCAAGUCAGGCCUGGUCUACAGAGUGAGUUUGAGGACAGCCCAGGGUUAUUCAGAGAAACCCUGUCUGAAAAAACAAGCAAGCAAACAAUAAAUAAAUAAAAAUGAAUAGAAGAACACGUUUUCGUUUUAGGAUAGCAAUCUGUAAAAAGGGAUAUUUUUCCAGAGCCAUGGAUGCUAUUGAAGAAAGAUACUUGUGUUUCUCUACUCCCCAAUUUUUAGAGCAGUAUUUUACCCAAAAGAUUCUACCAGAUAUGUUGUCAGUCGUGAGAAGCUUUUUAACUACCUUUCCUCACUGCCUUCUUUACAUACACGGGGGACAAGAAUAAUUUAUUUUUAUUAAUAAUCUCAUCAGCCGCUGUGAAUAAGAAUUGUUGACAUAUUGCAAGAAUACUUCCAGCAGGCGUCUGCUCCUGCCUGAAUCAACUCCGUGCUCCCGUCUGUCUGUAACUGUCAAGAAAAUGAAAGCCAGAUACCAAAGACGCAGCGUCUGAGGACACAGAUGUCAGGAGUCACCCGAGUGGAUUCCACGGCCCCCUUCAGUGUGUUCAUGUCAGGUUGUCUUACUUUUGCAUUAGUGAUUAGCUGGGGACCAGCCUUUCACACGGUUGUUACUGGCCCAGGAGGCAAUUGUCCCCGAAUCCUCACCUUCUUCCUAGGUAGCACUGGAGCCUGCGAGCAGAGGACCCUGCUUUUCCCGAGGCAGAGGCCUGUGCUGACUCUUGGCAGCUCUGAAUUUUCUUCUGUAGGGUUACUUCCCAGGCCAGAAAUUUGCAUCAAAGGCCCAAGAAAAAUACAUCCAAAAAUAAACAUGAAAGCCAAGACUUCAUGCCAGGAACUCCAGCCACACACAUCCUGUUGGCUGGUUCCCUUGUCUCUCUCCUCACAGCUCUGAUUCUUUUAAACCCAGCGGAAGCCUGUUCCGAUGACUCGGACCUGAUGCCGGUACAAAGGUCUCACUCCUCGGUCCUCAAGUAUCUUCAUGGAGUGACAAAAGUUAUUCAGGUCCAGAGAGGAAAGGAGUGAAGUUGUGAGGAGCUCACUAACGUUUAAAAAAAAAAAAGAAAGAAAGAAAGAGGAAGUCUUCUGCUACCUGGGAUGAGCCAAGCUUUCCUGGAGAGCCUUCAGCACUGCUUCCUCCCUGGGGACUCAGAGGCUAUCUGCUGGGUUUGAAUAGGGACCUGUCACCGAUGAAGGUACACUGCACUGUUCAGAUAAAGGCUGGCUGCUUACUGGAUGUCUGAGAACUUCCCGCAGCGGACGCAUGCUCUACGAGAAAUACCGACAGUAUAUGGCCGGACUUCUGGCUCCUCCCUAUGGUGUUAUGGAAACGGGCUCUAACAAUGACAGGAUUCCGGACAAGGAGAAUACACCUCUCAUUGAACCUCACGUUCCUCUCCGCCCUGCUCACACCAUUACCAAGGUCCCUUCAGAGAAGAUCCUCAGAGCUGGAAAAAUUUUGCGAAUUGCCAUUCUCUCUCGAGCACCCCACAUGAUAAGAGACAGAAAAUACCACCUAAAGACAUACAGACAAUGCUGUGUUGGGACUGAGCUGGUAGACUGGAUGAUACAGCAGACGUCCUGUGUUCACUCCCGGACUCAAGCUGUUGGCAUGUGGCAAGUCUUGCUGGAAGAUGGCGUCCUCAACCACGUGGACCAGGAGCGCCAUUUCCAAGAUAAAUAUUUAUUUUAUCGAUUUCUGGAUGACGAGCAUGAGGAUGCCCCUUUGCCUACUGAGGAGGAGAAGAAGGAGUGCGAUGAAGAGCUCCAGGACACCAUGCUGCUGCUGUCACAAAUGGGCCCUGACGCCCACAUGAGAAUGAUCCUGCGAAAACCACCUGGCCAGAGGACUGCAGAUGACCUAGAGAUUAUCUACGACGAACUCCUUCAUAUUAAAGCCUUAUCCCAUCUUUCUACCACAGUGAAACGGGAGUUAGCAGGUGUUCUCAUUUUUGAGUCUCACGCCAAAGGAGGAACUGUGUUGUUUAACCAGGGGGAAGAAGGUACCUCCUGGUACAUCAUUCUGAAAGGAUCCGUGAAUGUAGUCAUUUAUGGCAAGGGUGUGGUCUGCACCCUGCAUGAGGGAGAUGACUUUGGCAAGUUAGCUCUGGUGAACGAUGCUCCGAGAGCUGCAUCCAUUGUUCUUCGGGAAGAUAAUUGUCACUUCCUAAGAGUUGACAAGGAAGACUUCAAUCGGAUUCUGAGGGACGUUGAGGCGAAUACAGUCAGACUUAAAGAACAUGACCAAGAUGUCUUGGUACUGGAGAAGGUCCCAGCAGGGAACAGAGCUUCUAAUCAAGGAAACUCACAGCCUCAGCAAAAGUAUACUGUGAUGUCAGGAACACCUGAAAAGAUUUUAGAGCAUUUUCUAGAAACAAUACGCCUUGAGCCAUCUUUGAAUGAAGCAACAGAUUCAGUUUUAAAUGACUUCGUUAUGAUGCACUGUGUUUUUAUGCCAAACACCCAGCUUUGCCCCGCCCUCGUGGCCCAUUACCACGCACAGCCUUCUCAAGGUACAGAACAGGAGAGAAUGGAUUACGCCCUCAACAACAAGAGGCGGGUCAUCCGCCUGGUUCUGCAAUGGGCAGCCAUGUAUGGUGAUCUUCUCCAAGAAGACGACGUGGCCAUGGCUUUCCUGGAGGAGUUCUAUGUGUCUGUAUCAGAUGAUGCACGGAUGAUGGUCGCCUUCAAGGAGCAGCUGGCUGAGCUGGAGAAGACUGUCAAACAGAUCUCAGAAGACGCAAAAGCUCCACAGAAGAAGCACAAGGUGCUUUUGCAGCAGUUUAAUACAGGUGACGAGAGGGCCCAGAAGCGUCAGCCGAUUCGUGGCUCUGAUGAGGUUUUGUUCAAGGUCUACUGCAUUGACCACACCUAUACCACCAUCCGAGUGCCUGUAGCCGCCUCGGUGAAGGAAGUCAUCAGUGCAGUAGCAGACAAACUUGGCUCUGGGGAAGGCCUGAUCAUUGUCAAGAUGAACUCUGGAGGAGAAAAGGUGGUGCUCAAACCUAAUGAUGUUUCAGUAUUUACGACGCUCACCAUUAAUGGACGCCUGUUUGCCUGCCCGCGAGAGCAAUUCGACUCACUGACUCCCUUGCCAGAACAGGAGGGCCCGACCACUGGGACAGUGGGGACGUUUGAACUGAUGAGCUCGAAAGACUUGGCGUACCAGAUGACAACGUAUGACUGGGAACUCUUCAACUGUGUGCACGAGCUGGAGCUAAUCUACCACACAUUUGGAAGGCAUAAUUUUAAAAAGACCACAGCAAACUUGGAUUUGUUCCUGAGGAGAUUUAAUGAAAUUCAGUUUUGGGUUGUCACUGAGAUCUGCCUUUGUUCCCAGCUCAGCAAACGUGUUCAGCUUUUGAAAAAAUUUAUCAAGAUAGCGGCUCACUGCAAGGAGUACAAAAACCUGAAUUCCUUCUUCGCCAUCGUCAUGGGGCUCAGUAACGUGGCUGUGAGCCGCCUGGCAUUAACAUGGGAGAAACUGCCGAGCAAGUUUAAGAAGUUCUAUGCGGAGUUUGAGAGCUUAAUGGAUCCUUCCAGAAAUCACAGGGCGUACAGGCUGACAGCAGCUAAACUGGAGCCCCCCCUCAUCCCUUUCAUGCCCUUGCUUAUUAAAGAUAUGACAUUUACUCAUGAGGGGAACAAGACAUUCAUUGACAAUCUAGUAAACUUUGAAAAAAUGCGCAUGAUUGCAAAUACUGCCAGAACGGUGCGCUACUACAGGAGCCAGCCAUUCAAUCCGGAUGCUGCUCAAGCUAAUAAGAACCAUCAGGAUGUCCGGAGUUAUGUACGGCAAUUAAAUGUGAUUGACAACCAGAGAACUUUAUCACAGAUGUCACACAGAUUAGAGCCUCGCAGGCCAUAGACAUCUGCAGUGCCCAGAGUGAUGCUCCGUCUCCAGUCCACAAUCUUUCAAAAGAUGCUGUGUAUGCUACUACUGACUGUGUUGCUACUAGAGAAUUCCCCAGAAUGAGCAAGAGACACCUCCUGAGAGCCCCUCGGGGCCACAUCCUGCUUUCCGACCACACAGGAGAAGCGAUCUGUCUUGUCUAACGCGGACAUGCCGUAGCUUAGGAACCAUCAGCUGUAGUCAUCUCCUUCACGGUUGGCACACCACCGCCAGGCUCACGUGAAGGCAUAACCUCGGCGAGGGCUACACCAGGCCCCUGACAUCCCUUCCCAGGCUGUUGCAGCAUGAGACUGUGCCGUGGAUAGGUUUGACUUGGAAUCGCCUGCGAUGAUAUAAUUGAAUGAUUUGUUUACUUAGCACCUUAUUUGGGGUCUGGGUUCUGGGGAGGGUGUUGACCAUAAAAGUCCAAAUUAUCCAUCAUGUUCCUCCAUCGUCAUAAUCUUACCUCUGAAGGAAUGGAACCUCAUCACAACACUAUGAAACAUUAUGACUGUUCAGUCUGUAAUUUCGGAAUGAUCUAUAGAAUAAUAUGUUUACAUUGUAACUUUUAAAAACUUACAAAUCAGGAUUACACACAUGAGAAUUCCACUAAGAAACACCAAGGUUCUUAAUAUCGCCAGCGUUAAGAUAGAAAGUAACAUUUCAGAAGAGCACAAUAUACACAAAACAUUUUUUCAAAUUGAAAUAUUUUCCUGGGCAUUAAAAAACCUUUCCACUACAAAUUUAUUGUUACUGAUGAAAAAAAAAGCAUAUUUUCUGGACUUAAAUGUUAUUACAAAAAUCUUAAUUUUCAGCAAUUGUUUUGCACUUUCAGAUAGAUUGUAAAUAGGUUAUGCAGUCAAUGGUAUAGAAUUAUUUAUUUGCUACAUAAUAGACAUUGUGCCAAAUAAUUCCUUUUUAUUUAUUUUAUUCAGUAUGAAAUUUUGGAGUACAUUUUUUCUGUUUUCUUAAUUAGACUACAUUUAAUGUAUAGGAAUUGUAUGUACAUAUCUCUUCUGUAAAUAACAGCCAGUAUCUUCAUUAAAUAUACUUGACAAGAAA